Molecule: messenger RNA, 504 nt
Organism: Chaetura pelagica (chimney swift)
Lineage: Eukaryota; Metazoa; Chordata; Aves; Apodiformes; Apodidae
Gene: REEP6
Product: receptor accessory protein 6
Exons: 5
Source: RefSeq, a predicted model, not a curated record
GGGAACCUGCUGGGCCGGAUGGAGGCUCUUACCGGUAUCAAGCGGAUCUACCUGGCCGCAGGUGCGACNGCUCUCCUGGGGCUCUACCUGGCGUUCGGCUACGGCGCCUCCCUGAUCUGCAACAUCAUUGGCUUCGCCUACCCCGCAUACGUCUCCAUCAAAGCCAUCGAGAGCUCCAGCAAGGAUGAUGACACCACGUGGCUAACGUACUGGGUGGUGUACGGCGUCUUCAGCAUAGCCGAGUCCUUCUCUGACCUCUUCCUCUACUGGUUCCCAUUCUACUACACUGGGAAGUGCCUGUUCCUGCUGUGGUGCAUGGCCCCCAUCUCCUGGAACGGGUCUCAUGUCCUCUACCACACUGUCAUCAGGCCCUACUUCCUCAAGCACCACAAGUGUGUGGACAAAACGCUGGGCAACAUCAGCACCAAAGCCCUGGACGCGGCUUCUACUGUCACCCGAGAAGCCUCCAAAGGAGCCUUGAACAUGGGGGAGAGGAGGGAGUGA